Lycium ferocissimum is the source of this 545-nucleotide messenger RNA. RefSeq lists its product as uncharacterized. The transcript is spliced from 3 exons. Lineage: Eukaryota; Viridiplantae; Streptophyta; Magnoliopsida; Solanales; Solanaceae. The annotation marks the transcript as partial. The record is from RefSeq and is a predicted model, not a curated record.
UACAGUGGUUUUUCAACUCUGGAGAAGAAGAAUAAGCCAAUUUUCUUGAAGCAACUGAGUAAAAUAUGGGAAAAUAAUUUUCGUGGUGGAAGAUUUUCAAAAGCCAACACACUAUUGAUCGAUGAUGAGCCACAUGCUGCUCUACUUAACCCUCCUAAUACAGCGGCGUUUCCUCCUGCUUACAAAGUUAGAAAUCGCAGACACACAUUUCUUCGUCCUAAGGGCGAAAUGCAGGAGUUUCGGGAGUGGCUAGUUGAUGCAAAUGAUGUUCCAGCGUAUGUGAAAGGACAUCCCUUUGGACAACCUGCGAUAACAGACUCUCAUCCGGAUUGGGAUUACUAUUCUGGGAUAGUUUGUGCAACGGAAACUCCUGACUUUGGCUUCCCUGAUUAUGAAUCUGAUUAUUACUCUGAUUAGGCUUCUAGUUACUAUUAUGUCAAAAACCAUAAGUAAAUCUCUUCUUAGUAGUUGGAAGCUUGCAAGUGGCAUGUCUUUGUGGUUUUAUGUGCCUAUGGGCCAAUGAUAUAACUAUGUUUACCUAAGGU